This is a messenger RNA of Microdochium trichocladiopsis, 744 nucleotides long. RefSeq lists its product as uncharacterized. The transcript has 3 exons. The record is from RefSeq and is a predicted model, not a curated record. Gene Ontology annotation, biological process: mycotoxin biosynthetic process. NCBI's taxonomy places the organism in Eukaryota, Fungi, Ascomycota, Sordariomycetes, Xylariales, Microdochiaceae. The coding region runs from base 1 to 744 and encodes 247 amino acids.
AUGACGCUGUGUGACCGAGACCCUAACAAACGUGAUUGUGCCACAGCCCCGGCUCUAGAGGCUAUUCAAUAUCUCCCUCCGGCUCACUACAAGGCCGAGUUCAGGCAGACGAACCCUUGGCGUGAUGGUCCAGGGGAGCACUCCGACCAUGUCGACGUUGCGUGGCACAAGAUUGAGCUUGGUGCAGGCGGCAUCCGGCUAACCGAGGAGGAAGUCCUCGCGUUGAACUACACACAUGAGACAAUUAAUGACCCCGCGCGGCCACUUCAUAAAGUGCCUGACGAACACGGUGGAGGGUACCUAGCCAUGCUCGAGGUAUUCCAUCUGCUACACUGCCUAAACACUUUGAGAAUGGGUCUGUUUUAUAACUACGACCAUUACAAGAACCUGGACGAAGGCGUCCCUGAUGAAAACAUCUACACACAUUUCGACCACUGCAUUGACAUGCUUCGCCUGCAACUCAUGUGCACCGCCGACGUCACACCGGCCCUCUUCUACGAUCCCCUCGACAACCCACUGCGAAGGGAUGCUCUCCCUGACUGGUCCUCUCAGCAUACUUGUCGCAACUUUGACGCUAUCUUGGAUUGGAACAAGAACGGACCUCGUGCGGUACGGUGGCGCGACGCCGGGGCGAACCCGACCUGGGAUCCAACCCUUGAGGGGGCAGACCCGCCGUUCCCACCGGAGAGUCAAGAGGGUGAGGCGGGUGAGGGUCAUCAUGCCGGUGGUCAUCACCAUGGCUGA